ACAUGCAGCUGCAGGCCAGAACACUGAGGACUGAGGUCAGUCUGCAUGUGUCGGUUCCCUGCUCCUCCACCAGGUGGCGGUCCAGGAUCAGUGUCGGUACCUCACGUCUGUGACCUGAUCAGAGCUGGAGCUGAUCAGACUCCUGCUGUCAGCUGAUCGGACUUUCUGGACUUCAGACUGAUGUUUCAGUAACAGACCUGCUCACAGCUGCAGGAGGGUUUCAUGUCUCAGUGAGAAGACGUCGACUUCCAGCAGCUGGAGGAGAGAAAUCUUUCUUUUUACUUCAUCAGCUCUUUGUUAAAACCUCCUUCAGCCAUUAACAAGAUUUUCUGCAGUUUUAAGUUGCUGAAGCUUGCAGAUGCUCUUCUUUUAUGUUUGGUGUGUGCUCAUUACAGCUGUAGGCAGCGCUGGUAAUAAGCCGCAGAGCCGAGGAUGCUGGGAAAAAUCCUGGAAUUAAACCCAUCUGUCUCUGGACAGCGUGCACAUGACAACACAGCUGCUAUCAGCUGCUGAGGAUGGAUGCUCGGAUCUUCACGCUGCAUGUCCUGACACUCUGCUGCCUCGUGCACGGCUCCCUGCAGGGCGUCUACCAGCGGCGCCUCUACAGAGAGCUGAUGAGGAACUACAACCCGUUAGAGCGACCGGUCAGCAACGACUCCCACAGUCUCACCGUCCACUUCAGCUUCAGCCUGCUGCAGAUCAUGGAUGUGGAUGAGAAGAACCAGGUGCUGACCACCAACAUCUGGCUGCAGCUGUACUGGACAGAUUUCUACCUGCAGUGGAACACGUCUGACUUUCCCGGCGUGGCCAACGUCAGAUUCCCCGACAGCCAGAUCUGGAGGCCCGACAUCCUGCUGUACAACAGUGCUGACGAAAGGUUCGACGCCUCCUUCCACACCAACAUCCUGGUCAACUCCACCGGCUACUGCCAGUACCUGCCUCCAGGGAUAUUUAAGAGCACCUGUUACAUCGACGUCCGCUGGUUUCCGUUCGACGUGCAGCGCUGCGACCUGAAGUUCGGCUCGUGGACGUACGGCGGCUGGUCUCUGGACCUGCAGAUGAUCGAGGCGGAUGUGACCGGAUACAUCGCCAACGGAGAGUGGGACCUCGUAGAGGUUCCUGGACGGAGGAACGAGCGUUUCUACGACUGCUGUAAGGAGCCGUAUCCCGACGUGACCUUCACCGUGGUGAUGAGGAGGAGGACGCUCUACUACGGACUCAACCUCCUCAUCCCCUGCGUCCUCAUCUCCACCCUCGCACUCCUCGUCUUCCUGCUGCCGGCCGACUCCGGAGAGAAGAUCUCGCUGGGUAUCACAGUGCUGCUGUCUCUGACCGUCUUCAUGCUGCUGGUGGCUGAAAUCAUGCCGGCAACGUCUGACUCUGUUCCUCUCAUAGCUCAGUACUUUGCCACCACCAUGGUGAUUGUGGGUCUGUCGGUCAUCGCCACAGUUCUGGUUCUGCAGUAUCAUCACCACGACCCUGAUGGAGGACACAUGCCAAGAUGGACUCGUGUGAUCUUGUUGAACUGGUGCGCCUGGUUCCUGCGGAUGCGUCGUCCCGGCGAGGCGAAAGUACGCCUGGCGUGCCACAACGCCGCUAAGCGUCGGCGCGGCAGCCUGUCCAGCCUGGAGCUGAGCGUCAGUCAGGGCUCUCUGCGACAUCACCCGCAGGUCACCAACGGUAACCUCCUGUACGUGGGCUUCAGGGGCAUGGAGGGGCUGCACUACGCCUCGCCGGCCGAACCCGAGCUCCUCUGUUCACGGCUGGUGGGAGGGGAGGAGGACGUGCUGAGGGCGGGGGGCGGAGCCGGAGGAAGAGGAGGCGGAGCCGCGGUAGGAGGCUCGAUCCUGGAGGCGGAGCUGAACCAGAUCCUGGAGGAGGUGAGGUACAUCGCCAAGCGUUUCCGCGGCCAGGACGAGGAGGAGACGGUCUGCAGCGAGUGGAAGUUCGCUGCAGCGGUGAUCGACCGCUUGUGUCUGGUGGCGUUCUCGCUCUUCACCAUCCUGUGCACCAUCGGCAUCCUCAUGUCGGCUCCCAACUUUGUGGAGGCCAUUUCCAAAGAUUUCUUCAGCUGAGGAGGAGGAGGAGGAGGAAGAAGAGGAGGAGGAGGAAGGAGAAGAAGAGG
Molecule: messenger RNA, 2125 nt
Organism: Acanthopagrus latus (yellowfin seabream)
Lineage: Eukaryota; Metazoa; Chordata; Actinopteri; Spariformes; Sparidae
Product: neuronal acetylcholine receptor subunit alpha-7
Exons: 11
Coding region: 516-2075 (519 amino acids)
Biological process (GO): monoatomic ion transmembrane transport; nervous system process; regulation of membrane potential
Cellular component (GO): postsynaptic membrane; neuron projection; synapse
Molecular function (GO): acetylcholine-gated monoatomic cation-selective channel activity; transmembrane signaling receptor activity
Source: RefSeq, a predicted model, not a curated record